Xiphias gladius (swordfish) is the source of this 3244-nucleotide messenger RNA. RefSeq names its product H/ACA ribonucleoprotein complex non-core subunit NAF1-like. The coding region runs from base 118 to 1365 and encodes 415 amino acids. The record is from RefSeq and is a predicted model, not a curated record. The transcript has 10 exons. Gene Ontology annotation, molecular function: RNA binding. Gene Ontology annotation, cellular component: sno(s)RNA-containing ribonucleoprotein complex. Lineage: Eukaryota; Metazoa; Chordata; Actinopteri; Istiophoriformes; Xiphiidae. Gene Ontology annotation, biological process: pseudouridine synthesis; ribosome biogenesis; box H/ACA snoRNP assembly.
UUGUAUUUUGAACGUUGGUAACGGAAGUAGUCCGUUUCAUUCGAUGAAAUCGACCUGGGUUCGGAGGUUUAAUGAGGGUCUUCGUAGCACAGAUUUGGUAGCUACACUAACGCACAGAUGGAUGAAAAACUAUCCAAGCAAAAUGGAUUGACGUUACCAACACAUCAUGAGGAGGAGGAGGAGGAGAUGGAGGUUACUGUGACAACACAACUAGAAAGUUUCAUUGUAGCCCCUGUCAAUGCAGUCCUACCAUCAAAUACGCAAACACAUCAAGAGGAAAGAGGAGCUGUACAUACAGACUCAACAGCAGCAACAUUUCCUAUAAACAGUGUGUGUAAAACAGGGGACUGUGAUGACAAUGCCUCAGAAGAUUCAGACAGUGACAGCUCUUCAUCUUCCUCCUCAUCAUCUUCUUCUUCCUCAUCCUCCUCUUCUCCCUCUGCCCCCGUAUUUGAAGAUGAUGAUGAUGAUGAGGGUUUCAGCCAACCAGCCCCCAUCAAAACCAAAGAUGAAGUUCUGCUUGAGGAGCUGCCGGCAGUAGAGGAGGUGUGUGUAUCGUUACCGGAAGAUGCAGAACUGCAGCCUAUAGGAAAAGUCUCCAGUAUUAUACAGCAGCUUGUUAUCAUCCAGUCUCUGAAAGACACACCCCCUCUGACUGAUGACAGCAUCAUCUUUAGGUCUGAUAGGCUGGCUUUGGGCAAGGUGUUUGAGGUGUUUGGUCCAGUGUCCAGUCCGCUGUAUAUUUUACGUUUGAACUCUGUGGAGCAGAUAAGCAGCAAGGGGCUGAUAGAGGGACUGACUGUUUAUUACGCACCGGCCAUCAAAGAGUACACAGGAUACAUCCUCACACAACAGCUUAGACUUUUAAAGGGAUCUGAUGCAUCCUGGAAAAACGAUCAAGAACCACCAGAAGAGGCUUUAGAUUAUAGUGAUGAUGAGAAAGAACAGCAGGCAAAGAGGACGGUGAAAAACUCCAAAAAGAGGCGGGACAAUAAUAAUAAAGAUGCAGAUAAUCCUGCCCACAUCACCCAGAACACCUUGCAGCAGCAGCAGCAGCAGCAGCAGCAGCAGCAGCAGCAGCAUGAUGUCAGGGGUUUCCCACCAAGACAUAUGGGGCCUGCAUUCAGGCAGCAGAACACGAGGAACAAACAGCCACUGUUCAGACACACACACCCACCAUAUAGACACACAGAUGGCCACCAAAGUGUGUCCCCUUCUCUGAGCUUCCUCCUCCUCCACCUCCCCCUCCUCCUCCACCUCAGUGAUGCUCACAAACUCUGUAUGUGUACACACCUGGCAGAGUUCCUUUUGGCAAGUUUAUGUUUUGGUUUAAUCUUGUUUGAAGAAUAUGUCAUCUGUUUGUAGACUGUCAGACUGGACAGCUGGACAAAUCAUCUACAUGUAUCAGUCACCAGCUUUGCUUGUUAGCAGUGUUUAUUAGGCUGUGCAGUCACUGAUUAUAAAAAGUGCUAAUGUGCUGUGAGCAAACCACAUACUCUGCCACUGUUGUGUUUUUAAGUUUUAAACAUUAUUUUAGAUUUUAUUUUUCUCACAGCUACAGACAUUUUUCACAAUCUAAACCUCCUGUGGGAAUAGGGAAAGUAGCCCCUGGUCAAAAUGGAAUUUUUAUUUUGGCAUAUUCCAAGUAAAUGUGACCAUUGUCUUAGACACAGUUGUGUCAAAUUACAUGCCAUUACUUGCCACUUACACCUUGUUCACACAUACUUAUUGAAAAACUGGAGAGGCAUUGUGAAGUGAACCUCCAACAACAUGUUGAAACCACCCACUGCAAUUUAAGACUCAAAAGGCACCCAUAGGGGAGUUGAGAAAUAUUAAACUUUAUGCAAAUGUCUUGCAGACAACAAAUGACACUUGUUUUGAUUUCCUCAUGGGACACUAGCAAAUUGUUUUUUUUUCUUCUCUAACUGAACUGCAUAAAAGAACUUCAAACAAAAGGGUGAAAAAGUUGAUUGUCUCAGUAAAAUUGUACCAUAACGAAUCAGGAAGCCAUUGAAUGAGCUAUUGGGACACAUGUAAGAAAAACACCAAGUGGAAACACAUUGCUUGGAAAUGAACUAGUUCCUCUUGCACCAGUAUUAUGGCGUCAUGAAAAAAUAACUGUCCAAUAGUAUUUAUGUUUGUAAUUUACCUGCUCAUCAUGUAAGAAACGAGGGGGGCUCCCAUUUAAAGUCAAUGUGUGACAAGGCGAAAGCUUUACAGAUGCUAUCGUUUUUCCUGAUUUCACUUUCUGAGAUAAUGCCAGUGUCCAAUGGACUCGAAAAUAAAUGUUUGAAUGUCAGUUUUAAGCACCUGAAAUAACAUCUGAGAGUCACAUGGCUGAUUUUGGUGAGAUUAUGUGACAGCCAAAUUGACCAACAGGAAAUUUAUGGAAGCUUGGUGAAUUUCUAAACAUUUGUAUACGUUUUUAAACUCCACUUCAAGGCAGAAUUAUGUGCAUUCUAAGCACAUUAUGUGUGUAUGACAAGCGUUACCAUCUGUAUAUCAAAGGAAAUCACAAUCAGCUUGUUGUGCAUCAUGGUGCACUUAGAGCAACACGCUUCCUUCACACUUAUGGCCAAGUUUAUUUAUGAGCCUUGUAUCCACACAUUGGACAUUUAUUUCCCUUUAGUGAUACUUGCAUUCAUUUGGUGUUUGCAUAAAAUUGAUCAUUUGAGAAACAAAAUAAUGUUAUGCAGACACAGAUUUUUAUUUUCUUAUUUCAUUAAGAUUGUGCUGCAGAUUUUAAUUUCAAAUAUAGACUUACUGUAUGUUCCUUAUCUUUAGUUGCUAAAUGACUGAAAUAGCACAGUUAACUUUGAAAGAAAGCAGAAAAAUAUUUUCUUUAGUCUUACAUUUAAGGUGUAAAUAAUACACAAAACAGUUCUACUGAUGGGAAAGUUAUAGUCUAUAUAAUGCUGUAGUUACAGCUCUAUACUCAGGCUUCAUUCUUUAAAUGUAUUCCAGUGUUUUGGUCCUGUCUCAUCUGUAAGUUCUUGUUCCCUACACACAGUCAUGUCCUGCAGAGAAUGGAAGAGCAAUAUGAUAUGAUUUUUAGGCCUGAGGAAAUGGACUGUGGAAAGGAACAGCUGUUCAGUCUGAAUUCAGUUACAGCUACAUCUUCUCUAGACCUCCUGGACAUAUGCUCCUAUAUUUUUAUUUUAUUUUAUUUUAUUUUACUAAUAUUCUUUGUAAAUGUUAACAUUUGCACCAUUUCAAGAACUGCACCAAUGGCAAAUAAAUGUGU